Chenopodium quinoa (quinoa) is the source of this 3198-nucleotide messenger RNA. Its product is annotated as alpha-L-fucosidase 2-like. Gene Ontology annotation, molecular function: alpha-L-fucosidase activity. The transcript is spliced from 3 exons. The coding region runs from base 322 to 1380 and encodes 352 amino acids. The record is from RefSeq and is a predicted model, not a curated record. NCBI's taxonomy places the organism in Eukaryota, Viridiplantae, Streptophyta, Magnoliopsida, Caryophyllales, Amaranthaceae.
ACUACUACACAGACCAUGAGACCAAUAUAAGCAUGAUUUACGUCAAAGUUAUCCUAACAAUUCAUAAAUAUUAAAUUACCGAAAAACAGUUAAGAAUUUCCAGUAAAAAGUUCUGAAAUUUUGGUGGACAAAUUACAUCAUUCACAAGCUCCAAAAACUAAACAUUAUUCAUGAAGCAAAGGACCACAUCACUAGAAUAUCAACUCCAUAAUUCAAAAUAUAAACAAACAAACAAAAAAAAACCCAAUUAUGUUAUGCCAAAGGGGCAAUAUAUUAUAUUAGACUCACCUUAGAAUAUUUUGCAUUAUUGAUUAUUAUAGCAUGGAUCCUCUCCAACUCUCUCUUCUUCUUCCUCUAUGUCUUUUCCUAUCUUUUUCUCUUUUGAUAUUGGGUCAUUUUGGGGCGAUGGAGGAACGCGGUGAUUGGGGAGUGUCAAGGAAGCCAUGGGAGAAAGAAUUAUGGAAACCUUCAACAAGUUUGGUAAUGGGAGAUGAAGAAAGUAGGCCUCUUAAAAUUAUCUUCAAAAGGCCAGCUAGAAAUUGGACUGAUGCUCUUCCUAUUGGUAAUGGACGUUUUGGUGCUAUGGUACAUGGUGGUGUUUCAUCUGAGAUUAUUAAUUUAAGUGAUGACACACUUUGGACCGGCAUCCCAGGAAACUACACAGAUCCAAAUGCUCCAAAGGCGCUAGCAAAUGUGAGAAAGCUCGUCGAUACAGGAAAAUAUUCGGAAGCUACUGCUUUCGCAGACAAGGAGCUCUCAGGAGAUUCAUCUGAUGCUUACCAACUUUUGGGCGAUCUCAUACUGGACUUUGAAGACCACAAUUCUACACACAUUGAACACAUGUACCAUAGGGAGCUAGACCUGGAUACUGCAACUGUUACUGUGAGAUACUCUGUUGGUGAUGUAGAGUUCACAAGGGAACACUUCGCUUCAAAUCCUGAUCAGGUGAUUGUGACCAAGAUCUCGUCGAGUAAACAAGGUGCUCUCUCCUUCAUAGCCUCUUUGGAUAGCAAAUUGGAUCAUCAUUCUUACACUAAUGACAAAAACCAGAUCAUUAUGGAAGGGAGUUGCUCCGGCUAUCCAAAGGGAAUUCAGUUUUCUUUGGUUCUUAAUUUGCAAAUAAGUGGUGUAGGAGGUAUAAUACAUCAUCUAGAAGGACAGAAAAUAAGAGUAGAAAAGGCAGAUUCUGCAGUCAUACUUUUAAUGGCAUCAUCUUCAUUUAAUGGGCCAUUCACUAAACCUUCAGAUUCAAAGAAAAACCCGACUUCAGAAGCUCUCAGUAGGAUGAAUUCGGUAUAUAACAUUCCAUACUCCACUCUUUAUGCCCGUCAUCUGGAUGACUAUCAGAAACUAUUUCACCGUGUUUCACUUCAGCUAUAAAAAAUCAGCAAGGCAGACGAAAAAAUUUCUACAGCAGAGAGAGUGCAAUCAUUUCAGACUGAUGAAGAUCCUUCUUUGGUGGAACUGUUAUUUCAGUAUGGUCGAUAUUUAUUAAUUUCUAGUUCGAGACCAGGAACUCAGCCUGCAAAUCUGCAAGGGAUAUGGAGUAAGGAUGUCUAUCCACCUUGGAACGGAGCUCCUCAUCUGAAUAUCAAUCUACAGAUGAACUACUGGCUUUCACUUUCUUGCAACCUUCAUGAGUUACAAGAACCAGUGUUUGAUUACUUGUCUGCCCUUGCAAUUAAUGGGAAGAAAACCGCAAGUGUAAACUACAAAGCUAGUGGUUGGGUUGCACACCAAGUGUCUGAUAUAUGGGCAAAAACAUCACCUGAUAGCGGGCAAGCAGUCUGGGCCUUGUGGCCGAUGGGUGGGGCUUGGCUUUCGACCCACUUAUGGGAACAUUAUACCUAUACAAUGGAUAAGAACUUUCUAGAAAACAAGGCAUACCCAUUACUAGAAGGUGUAGCUUCAUUUUUGUUGGAUUGGUGGAUAGAAGGAAAAGAUGGGUACUUAGAAACUAAUCCUUCAACUUCCCCUGAACAUACAUUUACAGCAUCAGAUGGUAAGACUGCAAGUGUGAGCUAUUCGUCAACCAUGGAUGUGGCUAUAACUAAAGAAGUCUUUUCCAUAAUUGUUUCUGCUGCUGAAGCAUUGGGAAGAACUGGAGAUAAUCUUGUCAGAAAUGUUUUAAAGGCUCAGGCAAAACUACCACCUUAUAGAAUCGCUAAGGAUGGCUCUCUAAUGGAAUGGGCUCAAGAUUUCGAGGACCCUGAUCCACAUCAUAGACAUGUAUCACACUUGUUUGGUAUAUUUCCGGGGCAUUCGAUAACUCCAGAGGAAAAUCCUGAUAUUUGCAAAGCUGCAAAUUACAGUCUUUAUAAACGAGGAGAAGAGGGUCCUGGGUGGUCUACGGUGUGGAAAGCUGCACUGUGGGCACAUCUGCGUAGCAGUGAGCAUGCUUACCGGAUGGUCAAGCAUUUGUUUGACUUGGUGGAUCCUGACCGUGAGGGCAGCUACGAAGGAGGGCUUUAUAGUAAUUUGUUCGGGGCACACCCACCUUUUCAAAUUGAUGCAAAUUUCGGAUUUUCUGCUGCUAUAGCAGAAAUGCUUGUUCAGAGCACUGUAAAAGAUCUUUACUUGUUGCCCACACUUCCAAGAGACAAAUGGACUAAUGGUUGUGUCAAAGGAUUGCGGGCUCGGGGCGGCGUGACAGUUAAUAUAUGCUGGACUGAUGGAGAUCUGCAUGAAGUUGGUCUUUGGUCAAAUGGGUCUAAUUCUGUGAAGAGACUAAAUUAUAGAGGUACUACAGUCAUGGCAAACAUCUUACCUGGUACAGUAUACACAUUUGAUAGGAAAUUGAGAUGUGUGAACGCACAAUCUCUCCUAUAAUUCUUUCUUUUAUACAUACAGAAAGGAAUCAACCCUGAUCAGGGUCUUCAUUUUUCAAUUGCUUGCUGAAAGCUGAUUCUUCAGAGUGCCACUUCUCAUUUCUGAUGUUCAUGAGAUAUACAUAUAAUAUAUAUGAUUUUUUUUACCUCUAUCCUCCAAGAACUAUUGAUUCCGAAUUACUAAAAGCAAUAAGCACAAAAUUAUUUUCCUCUUUCAUUCUCUCCAAAUUGAAGUAUGAAACUAUGGAGCAUCAGAAAAGGAAGAUUGAUACAGCAAUUGAUAAGAAUAUCUAUGAAUUAUCAGGAAAAAGGAGAUUAUUAUCUCCUAUACUGGAGUUCAAAUCUCCAAAUAUACUAAAAGGAGGCAAGA